Lachancea meyersii CBS 8951 is the source of this 684-nucleotide messenger RNA. The record is from the annotation of a GenBank genome assembly. Lineage: Eukaryota; Fungi; Ascomycota; Saccharomycetes; Saccharomycetales; Saccharomycetaceae.
AUGACGAGCGUCGAAGACAUUAAAAGGCUUGUGCUGAAGCCUUUCCAGAACCACCGUCAACUAAGCAUCAAGGAAGCAGAUACAUUAUCAUUGGAAAUAUUGGAUCUGCUAAGUCAGUCUGACUGUAAAGAUCAAUCAACUCUAAAAUAUCUCGCAAACUUUUUGACAGUCGAGACGUAUCACGACCUGAUCGAGGAGCGAAACCUCAACAAGAAAUGUGGGUACCCUCUGUGUAAUAGGUGCCAGAAUCGAAUUCGCGAUCCUUACGGUGGGAAUGCGACUGCGAACCGAUUUCUUCAGCAGAAUAAUCCGUAUGCGUAUCUUUCGCACUACUGCAGCAAGUUUCACUAUCGGUGCUCACAAUUCUACGAAGUGCAGCUCACAAAUGAGGCUUUAUUCGUUCGCAUUGGCGUGCAUCUUGACGACAAGAUCCAAGGUGACGUGCCCAAAUUGCAAAGCGUUUCGCUCCUGGAGGAACUUAUCCAAGGGGAGGAGUUGGAGGAGCAGAACCUAAUAUCAAUCGUCAGCGGAAUAGGGAAGCUAAAUAUCCAGAGUGAAGAAGGCGCGCAUGGAGAUGAGAAAGAAGAGCUCGAGAAAGACCUGAGUGGCUGGCUUUCUCAAAUCAAGAUUGUGGAAAAUAAAGACCCACACCCAAUGGGGGACUUCUUCAAGGAUGAAACCUGA